UGGUGCAGAGUAAACAACAAUCAAUUAUAAAAACAAAUGUGGGUAGCAAAUAAAACUUUACAAGUACGUUGGCUCUGUGAAUUAAGAUCUUCACACUUUCAUAUUCCGUGGUGGGAUGGUUUUAAAAUGGCAAAUUACUUAGAAAUAGCAAGUUCCACCGAUUCUGAAUGGAUUGAAGUUUUGUGUAAGGAAUACCAAAGGGAAGUAAGAGAAUACGCCCGCUGGCCGGUGCUACUUUUACAAUCAAAUGCUCGGAGACUCGUGUGGGCAAUAAGUGGAGUUCUUGGAGUCGCUGCCAGAGGUGUGCCAGGUAGCUCCUGCAGACUACUGGAGCAUUACCUAUCACGGAAAAUUGAACAAUUCUUUCAACAAUCUCGCAAUACUGAAGAAUGGGAUGCAUACAAGAAUAGGCUGGCUGCCAGGUUCAUCCUGCUGGCUGUGUCCUGCAUCCAGUUGACGGCCAAGAUGCAGGAUUUGAUGGCACCUCUCACCGCGUCCUUGGUGCGAUCCUCUCUCAUGAAGGAGGGUAUCGACCUCAGCAGAGAGGACAUAGUCGCUAUGGAAUUCCACGUUUUUCGUGCUGUAGAUUUUACGUUGCCCCUUUGGACAAGUCUAGAAAUAUCAGAAUUCCUGGCGACUCAAGUGGGGCUAGUGAAGCGGUCAAUUUUGGAGGCAGUGGGGCUCAUAACGAAUAUUACGGAGUUCUACCGGGACGAGCUGGAAUUACAAAUGAAGGGCUGGUUGACUCGCAACCCAGCCGGCACUCCAAUAACUACAGCACCACAGAGACCCAGUCCAGACAGUGUGACUAUACACAACUUGCACAUGUGCGCAGGGGUCGUGCUAGCCACCGCUCGCUACUUUCGCUCACAGUUUCCCGACCUCGUCCAUCGUAUGGCCAUCUUGAUCAGGACUAUACCCGAUUACAUACAAGCUAUUUCUGACUACGUACUCAAUAAUGUUAUUGAGGAUACAUACGUGCCUACCCUCAAAAAGAGACGCCUUAGGUAGAUUUACGUCUUAGGUUAAGGUAUUAAAUAGUUUUACGCAACAAAAAUGUAAAGUGUUGUGAGCCAAAUGGUAUGAACACUAUAUUCGUGUUAAGAUUGGACAUUAAAGAAACCUUUUUUACUAUCUUUUGAAACCAUUUUAACGUAUAUUCCGUAGAUAUAAGUGACGACUGACUGACCUCUAUUAAGAGUUCAAAUUUGAUUGAACGGACAGUAAAAAAGGUUUACUUAAAUAUCUAACGAAGUAUAGUCUAGAUAUUGUAUAAAUAGAAAUGGAUAGAAAAAUCCAUCCAUAUUGCACUCCCCAAGUUACGUAUGUCUAAGAUUUUUAACGAGCUUCAAGCCCGUACAUUUAUUUUUCUAUUCAAUUCGACCAGUUUGUGAAAAAUUGUCUACAUUCACGUUGUGCUUGUAUCUAUAGAAAUUAGCAAACGGCUCAAUGUGGUUUAGACAGAGAGGGCGAUUAAUUGACAUAUGUAAUUGAAAUUAAAUGAAUACACAUUAUAAUGAUUGUUAGAAUAUUUCUUAUAUGAGUAUUAGUUUCAUGUUAAUUAUAAUGACUGGAUUAGGGGCAAAAAUAUUUGUAGAUUCAACAAUUAUUCCAUUAAACAUUAAAAUUUGACUGCACCAGUGACUUUGUGACUCCAUACAUUUAUAUGGGUUUACAAAGUUAUUAAUGCAGUUGAUUUAUCUAAAAAACUGGACAGACUUUACAAAAUAUUAGAUUUUUCCCUGAUGUAGGUACUAAAUUCAGGCUGCUUGUUUUAUCCACAACGGAGUUAUAGAUGGUCGAAAUUGGCCUGAAUGGCUUUGAGAAAAGGAUGGUAUGGCCGUGCCGCUUUUUUUGCUCGACUUGACGGGGGCACUGCCGUGCCCCCAGAUUUUCCUAGACUUAAACUCAUCUUAAGGUUUCAUACAAGGUUUCAUGUAUCCUUUAUUUAGAUAUGUAACAGAAAUAACACCAUACGUGUUUUAUUAUUAAUCUUAUUACUUAUUAUUAAUACUUAAUUAUUCUAUUAUUAAUAAUUAUUAAUUACAAUACUAAUAAUUAAUUAUGAUUACUUAAUUUGUAACAACAGUAAGAUAUUAAUCUAAAAAUACUAUAGAAGUACGUAUAUUAUAUUACUUUUCAAUACAACGGUAUUUAGGCAGUAAGAGAGAGAUAUAUAAUUUAUCUAUACAACUACAUGUAUUUGUCUUUAACACUGUUUUGUGAUACUACAUUCAACAAUUUACAUAUUUCGUAAAAAAAAUCUUCUAUAAAUACUAUUCUCCUAAUACGACCUUCUUGUAAGGUUCGUGUUACAAUUUAUUUUACUUAAUACAUAUGUAAUUUAAGUUAUUUUAGUAUAAUAGUGAAGUAUAAUUUUGGACAAAUUCAUAAAAUAUGCAUAAAAAUGUAUCCUAUUUUUGAACAUUCGGUUACGCACAGUGUUAUAUUAAAAAGCUAUUUCUUUAGACGGCACUUAUUUCAAUAUUGAAAUAUAGCAAUACAUUAUAUUUUCACCCAUUUCCAAAUAUUUUUGAAAUAUAGGCAGGCCUAUAUUUUGCAACAAAUACAUAAGAAGGUAAGAAACGAUCUGAUCUGUAUGUAAGAAAAAUUUAACUAAUUUGUAAGUGUUCGUUCCGUAGAAACUAUUUAAAAUCUAUAUAUUAAUACGUGAUGCAAAAACUUUGGACCGCUUUUUACGAAAAUUGCGCGGACGUAGGAGCAUAAAAUUUGGUACAUUUAUAGUUUAUGUGUGGGAGAAGUGCAGAACGCUAAUAUUUUUCAAAAAUAAUGCUUAUAAAGUACAUUAAAUCAAUAAAUAAAACAUUACACACAUAUGCAUAGUAUCUGAUCGUAUUUGACAAAACGUCAAAAUCGAUAGACAUUGCGAUGAUAUUCUUACGUCUCAUAUGAAUAGAGUUUUAUAAAAGAGUUUGUUUGAGUUUGAGUUAAAUAAAAAUUAUCCUUGAACGUGUGUUAAGUGGUAUUGUAAAUUAAAUCGUAUAUGGUUGAAUUUCGACCACUAGGCGACCGCUAGUGAUAAUAAUAAUAUAUGAUAAAUUUCCGCCAAACAUUACAAAAAUUGUAUCCCUCGUUUAAUUCUAUUCUAUUUAUAAAUAAAAUCAGUAAUUUUC
Spodoptera frugiperda (fall armyworm) is the source of this 3134-nucleotide messenger RNA. RefSeq lists its product as uncharacterized. The transcript is spliced from 5 exons. The record is from RefSeq and is a predicted model, not a curated record. Gene Ontology annotation, biological process: reciprocal meiotic recombination. Gene Ontology annotation, cellular component: site of double-strand break. The coding region runs from base 37 to 1011 and encodes 324 amino acids. NCBI's taxonomy places the organism in Eukaryota, Metazoa, Arthropoda, Insecta, Lepidoptera, Noctuidae.